Drosophila rhopaloa is the source of this 2157-nucleotide messenger RNA. It is a transcript of the gene PIG-T, whose product is annotated as GPI transamidase component PIG-T. Bases 151 to 2067 code for a protein of 638 amino acids. NCBI's taxonomy places the organism in Eukaryota, Metazoa, Arthropoda, Insecta, Diptera, Drosophilidae. The record is from RefSeq and is a predicted model, not a curated record. Gene Ontology annotation, biological process: attachment of GPI anchor to protein. Gene Ontology annotation, cellular component: GPI-anchor transamidase complex. The transcript is spliced from 2 exons.
ACAGGCGUGCUACGGUCUGUCCGUGUUUUUGUUAAAAAUCAAAUACAAUAAAACAAAACACUUUGUAUGUAAAAAAAAGGGGCCUCCAGACAUUGGCAGGCAUAACUAGUACAGUUGAAUCGAAAGAACUGGAACUGCCGAUGAACCAGGAUGUUUCCGGAGGCGUUUGUCUUGUUGCUGCUGGUCGCAUUUAAUGCCGGUUCUUCGCUGGGAAAGGAUAACGAACGAUUCCACGAGGAGCUAGUGGUUCGCCCAUUAUCAGGCGACCAUGUCAACACCUACUUCCAGUUCACCACGCGCUGGCACUACGGGGAAAAGGAUAAUCUUUACCACACCCAAUUGACGCCCCGGGUGAUUGCUGAGCUGCUGCAGCAGUUUGCGGUGAAGGAGCUGCACAUCGGGUUGACCCAGGGAUUGUGGCGCUACGAGACGUGGGGCUAUCCCAUUGUGGAGGCCACUAGCGGUGCGGAGAUGUGGGCGUGGUUCAGCGGCUCGAAUCUGACCAAUGGCGAGGUGGACCGCCAGUGGAAGGAGCUGGCCAACGUUUUCUCUGGCGUACUGUGUGCCUCUUUGAAUUUCGUGGACAACACGAAUAGCAUUGCACCGCGACACUUGAUCCGGCCGCAAUUCAUGCCCGCCAAUGGCCAGAGAUUCGUGCGGUACUCCACACUGCCGCGAGAGAUUGUGUGCACGGAGAACCUGACGCCGUGGAAGAAACUACUGCCCUGCGGCAGUGCCUCCGGCUUUGCCUCGCUCCUCAAUUCCGGCCACGUGCACAACACCAAGUACCAUUCGCUGGGCCUGAAGGUUCGGGUGCUGUGCGAGGAUCACGACGAGGAGAACUGCAUCGUGGAGCUCACACAGACGGCCAAUUUGGUCUACGAUCUGCGCCUGUUCGAGCUGAGCAACAACGACUUCUCGCUGCGCCGGCUCUUCGGUAUGGGACUGAAUGGAUUCUGCGAGCUGGCCGAUAGCUCCAAGAUCUAUGUGCAGCGCAACGAGCAGGGCGAGCGCUUCCAACUGGUUCCGGCACCCACGCAGGAGGUGAGGAGCACCCGCGGCGGCCACAGUGUGGUCUACUCCGUCUACGACAUGCACGAGCAGUUCAAGGAUGCCGGCGAGCGGCUGUUCAAUGUGGCCUGGUUGUCGCCCAAGAGCGAGGGUCGCCGGCGCAACCUGGCCAAGCCCUCGCUGCCGCCGGUGACCGUCCAUCGGUAUUUGCUCGGGCAUGGCCAGGAGCGGGGCAGGAUUGUCACGGAGGUGACCAACUCCCACUACGAUGCAUUGCCCAUUAUGGUGCAGGAGGUGGUGCCGUGGUAUGUGCACGCCUACCUGCACACCCUCUCCAUUCGCCGGAAACCGCAGCGCGUCAACGAGUACGGACGCCAGCGGCUGCCCUUCAAGCUGCUCCACUAUACGCCCGGGAAGCAGAGGGAGCUGCCCUCCCACCUGGAGAUCGGCUUCAUGCUGCCCGGCCAGACUUCCGCACUGAUAACCAUCGAUGUCGACUAUCUGCUGCUCAAGUGGCUGGAGUAUCCGCCGGAUGCGAAUCACGGCCACUACAUCGGCGCCGCCAUUGUGUCCAGCCAACUGCCGAUGGGCAGGAACUACACCGCCCUGCCUCCGGAGGGGCAUCUCUUCGAGCAUUCGUUCAAUGCCACGCGACCCAGUUAUGUGCUCAGUUUGCAUACGGAGGCGCUGAUUGUCUCGCUGCCCACGCCGGACUUCAGCAUGCCGUACAAUGUGAUCUGUCUGGCCUGCACGGUGGUGGCCUUGGCCUUUGGGCCCAUCCACAGUGUGGCCACCAAGAUGAUCAUUGUGGGCCGUCAGGCGUCGGCGCCCAAGAACUUUGUCAAGAAGAUCUUUAACAAAAUUUUCCGACGUGGCAAGGCGGGCGAGGAAGCACCUGCAGAAGCCGAAGGAGCGGUAUUGGGAGCAGCAGCAGCAGCGGCACCAUUGGGUCCAUCGGGAUUCGGAUCCUCGAGAGCAUCAAGAACGACAGGCGGGCCCUCCGGUGACCAGCCGCUGCUGGAAGAUCUCGACGAAGAAGAGGAGGAGCAGGACUAGGAGAUGACACACAACCAGCCACGGGAGUCGUGAUAAGCUCCCACCGAUAAUAUACCUUUAUAAUUCCAAUAAAAUAAAUUACAAAACAUA